This is a messenger RNA of Plutella xylostella (diamondback moth), 7027 nucleotides long. It is a transcript of the gene shn, whose product is annotated as zinc finger protein schnurri. Gene Ontology annotation, molecular function: DNA-binding transcription factor activity, RNA polymerase II-specific; RNA polymerase II cis-regulatory region sequence-specific DNA binding; zinc ion binding. Gene Ontology annotation, cellular component: nucleus. The record is from RefSeq and is a predicted model, not a curated record. Gene Ontology annotation, biological process: regulation of transcription by RNA polymerase II. NCBI's taxonomy places the organism in Eukaryota, Metazoa, Arthropoda, Insecta, Lepidoptera, Plutellidae.
AAUGUUAAUCAACGCACCGCGCGCUCCACGGCCGAACGUAUAUGAGCUCCGUUGUCGAGUGAUACAACCUUAUUUACUUAUUUUUGUAUCUUUUUAGAUGUUUUUGAAUCCGUGAAUCCGUCUUGAUUUCGCGGCAUGAUAAUAAGUGUUUCUAUCAGUGUUAUCGGCGAUGUAAACAUAUGAUUCGAUUGGUGAAUGCGGGAGCUGGUUUUGCAAGAUGUAUGAGUAACCAAUGACCGCAUCGCAGGGCAUCCCUGCGCAACAGGGUCGCGGGGGGGGGGCUCCAACAUGGCCCGCCGGAGAGGAAUAACUACAAAUAUCCAUAACACAAGUAGUGCCAUUAAUGACACGGAUGAAGAUGCAAAGCAGCCAUUUCAAAGUAGUUGGGGUCAACAGUCAAAUGCUGGUACAAAAGGAACACGCACGAUGCCGCUUACUCAAGAAAAACGUUUGGACAGCAAUUUCAGCAACAACAAUGACCAAAAUUACCUUCAUAAGAAAUUCAAGAAAAUGGCAUCUACGAUAUCCUUGUCCCCAUCGAGCACCUCUAAAGAUAACGAGACGGCUAUCAAAGAUACGCAUAUUAUAAAAAUAGAUAGCAACACAUCUAUCUCACAUGGAAGCAUAGCCGCAUCUCACCCGGAGAUAGAAAAAAUUAAAGACCGACCAGAUUAUAACACUGUUACAUACAGAGAAGCGGAGAGAAAUGUACAAACUACUUUUAAUGACAACAACGUUAGGUUAAGUGAUGUAAAUAAUUUUGAUCAAAUAUCUGGUAAAACCAGUUUUUCAAAUGAAUUUUCUAAUAAGACUGAAAACCUUGAUAACGAUUUUAGUAAAGACGUUCAGAAUGGCACAAAUGGACGCUACGUGUGUCCAUACUGCAAAUUAUCAUGUGCCAAGCCAUCAGUUCUACAAAAACAUAUCAGAGCCCACACUAACGAGAGACCUUAUCCUUGUGUACCUUGUGGAUUUGCGUUUAAAACCAAAUCAAAUUUGUAUAAGCAUCGGCGGUCGAGAACACACGCCCUAAGAUUGCAGGGAGCAGACGUGUCGGUAACUAAUGAGGACGAGCUGUCGGCGGGGUCGGAGAGCGACACGUCGCUGCCGGCCACGUCGGCGUCGGACGCGGGCUCGGACGCGUCGGCCGCGCGCGCCGAGCCCGCCCGCCCCAGCGAGUCCUCCUCGCCGGACCUCGCCAGCGACCGCGGCACGCCGCCCACCACCGGCUAUCCCCUUUCUACCGAUAAUGCCAAAUUCAAGACAAUUUACAAACCUAAAUUUAGAGCUGCAUUUUAUCAAGAUACUGACGACAAGGAAAAGUACAAGAAAAACUUUUCUCACAAUGCAGACUUCUUAAAUGAACAUAUCUCCAAAAUUAUAUCUGACAACGAAGCUAUAGUGGACGUUAUUGAAACACCAUUACAGAAGAAAUAUGGGAAAAUAAAACAAAUAGCUGAAAGUAAACAGUUGCAUCAAAUUUCGGAAAGUAACGACGUUAAAUUUGAACCGUCUCCUUUAAAUUUAACAAAGACAGCAAGCGACAGCGAGAGCUCUUUCAGGAAAAGAUCGCAUUCUGAAACGUUUUCACAGAUAGAUUUUCAGAAACACCCAUUAAAUCCUGAAGGUUCAAUUAUAAAAGACCUAUUGCUAAAAACUAAAAUCAAUGGUUUAUCUCCUGUGACUAAUGAAAUGAUUGAUGGGUUAGCACCCUUAUAUGUAUGCCCUCUUUGUCAAAUACCUUACAGAAGCGCAGAUAAUUUAGAGAUCCACCGUAUGUACUAUUGUAAAGGCAGCAGUAACAUAUCGUCCCAAAAAGAAGUUAAGGGCAGACCAGAAAAUGUGUUUAUGAGAAGCAACUCUGUAAAUGUGCGACUGCCUGAAACUCCGACAAAUUCCUCCACAAGAAAUAGUACUCCUACGAGGUCGCCUCCAUUAAGAAACAAUAAACCUGAUAAUUUAGUAAUAGUAAAGCCUGAAUGCAAUGAUGUGAUGCCGCCCCUGCCAUCCCCAGGUCCAUUACUGGGUAACACGAGGCUUGUAGAUACAAGAGUGUCUUCGGACUUUUCCAGACGAUCGGAUAUAAAAUCUGCCGCUAGUCCAAAAAGAAGAAUCGACAGCCGUUCCGACACAAGCAGUCCUAGAAUGUUGGACAACAUGUCACCACGCUCUACAGAUUCAUAUGCCUACAAUAAAAUGAGGUGCCUUGAGCAGAAUCAUGUGACACUUAGGUCUAUUGAGGACCUACAGCAAAUGAAUAUGAAGUCGAACUCUUCCCUACAAAUGUUUGGAGGGGAAGUGAAAAUAGUUGAUCGUUCUGGCAGUACGACUACGCUACGUAUAGAGCCAAGUAAAAAUCAGUUAUCUCCAGUAUUGUUUCAACAGAAUUUAUCACCAACUAAACACGUGAGCGACGCAGAAGCAAGCAUAGUCGUGAGAUCAGGCCUUCACUCCGGGGGCACCAUUGUGCACAACCCUCCUACGCCUAAAAAUAUCAUGAGCACUUCACACGUGCAGACGCCAAGGAUUACUAUACAAACAACUGCGCCUAGUCUUCAAAGUGCAAACAUGUCGAACAUGCAUGAUAUGCCACAUUUUCAAUUUCCUCCUCUGAGUGCCAUAACAGCGUUUAAUCCAUUAACGCUGCCACCCCUUAGUCCUUCUACUUCUAGUGGAACCACGUCUAUAUUACACGCAGGAAAAAUAAUCCCCCACGUGCCGGGAAUACCUGGGCCAAAUACACCAGCUGUAUACGUGCAGAGUUCUAUGCAAACAAAGAAUGUUCCUCAUAAUGAAAUACACAUUAGUCCUCUGGACACCACCGAUUCAAAACACGGAAAUUUAUUACUGAAGUAUGAAAUCAUACGAAAUAUGAGAAGUCCUAAUCAAAGGGUUUCUCAAAUUGAUGUCGAUAAAUACAAUUCUAACGCCAAUAGCGGGGGUCACUCAAUGAACUUUGACCGGAAGCCGAUACUACCACUCAUAAAAGUAAAAAAUGUCGAUGAAGCUCCAUCACAGCCACCAAAAAUAACAACAAAUACUACGAAGCCAAACAAUUUAAGAAAUGAAGGGCCAGUGAAGAGAAGUUUUGAUGGAGUGCCUAGAACACCCACUUUCAAAGAGACUGCAAAUCAUGCUCCAACUAAGUCAAGGUCUGGAGAUAAACUCCCUUAUAACAAAUCACUAGAAAUUAAAACGCCUGAACAAGAGAUACGUAAUUUCAACUUUGAAAAUCUGAUAACAAAAGCGGAAAUAUAUAAUAAUCAAAUACCGAGCUCAUCUGAAGUUCAAAAGAACGCGGACAUGCAAGAUACACCGACGUCGCUGAAUGAGCGGUCAGAAACUUCAUAUUUCCAAAAGAAUGUGAACGUUAAGACUUCAACGGACGAAAGGAAGCCGAAAUUUCUAAGGCCUUCUACGUUGCCUCUGAAGCCGGGAACCUUCACCCCCAAGAAGCACCACGGCAUCACGCCCAACGCAAACACGAUGCCACUAGUGUCACCGGAGACGCCUCGACCCUCUAAAGCGUACGGACAGCUGUACUUAAAUGGAAACGCUUACACAUAUCUUGGACUCAAAUGUUCGACUAAAGUUUUUUACUGCACUAUAAAUCGACCACAGCCUACUUACGUACCAAACCAGCACUUCUUGUCCAUGUACAGUAAUUGGCAGUUGUUCUCCGAGAUGACUCCGGAUCCCCUGGGUCUUUCGACGUCGUCAGCCAUGUCCCUGUAUGACUCCCGCCACCGGCCGCAGGGCACAGUCGUGGCCAAGAUCAAGCAGGACUUCAUACUGACACAUUCGUCGCAGUGGAUGAAACAUUCAAAGGAUAGCAAACUGGCACUACAAUCGCUCGAAAGCAAACGUCAAGAGGAGAACAAGUUGCAAAGCGAUGGCACACUAGCUCCUAAGAAGGAGUUGGCGGGAGGGUUCGAGAGCAACGAGGAGUACACGUACAUCCGCGGGCGCGGGCGCGGCCGCUACGUGUGCUCCGAGUGCGGCAUCCGCUGCAAGAAGCCGUCCAUGCUCAAGAAGCACAUUCGCACGCACACCGACGUCAGGCCCUAUACGUGCACGCAUUGCCAGUUCAGCUUUAAGACGAAGGGUAACCUCACGAAGCACAUGAAGAGUAAGGCGCACUACAAGAAGUGCUGCGAGCUGGGCGUGAGUCCGGGCGAGGGCGCGGACGGGGACAGCGGCGACGCGGCGCCGGGCUCGGGCGAGGAGGACGAUGAGACUGACUCGGACGGAGACGAGGGCAAUGAGGGAGAGACCGAGUCGAGCGACACGGAGGCGUGCAAGUCCCGUCUGCCGGAGCACGAGGCCGCGGCGUGCUUGCUGUCGCUGGGCGCGUCGCGGCCGGCGCCGGCGCGCGGGCUGCUGUCCUCCGCGCGCCCCUCCACCUACCCCUACUCGCCCGCCAGCGAGCCGCCGCCCGAGCCGUCGCACGAGCCCAUGGACCUCAGCAGGACCAUCGACCCGCCCCGCACCCCCGCGCCCAUCCCCACCGCGCGCGAGUCCAGCGUGCUCGCCUGCCUCGCCUCCAACACCGCCAAGCUGCCGCAGCCCACCGCGCACUGGUCCAACGGCGAGCCCAUGCUGCACGCCUACCUCACGGAGAGAGCGCUCCUCGACACCAAAAUCAAGCAGAGCCAGUUCACCAGCACGCUGUGCAAACGGAAAACUGAAUCUGAUAAGCCACAGUUUGUGGAGGAGAAAAAAGUGUCAACUUUUGUCAGUUGCUCGACUGCAACCACGGUGAAGGAAGACUCGUUUCCAGUAACAACUGCUUCUGUGUCGAAGGCGAAUGUGGAAGUGCCCAAAACGGCGACCACUAGUAACAAUGCAAUUAACCCCAUACCCAAAGAAGAAGUUAAAGCGCCAGUUGUUUCGACUACUGAAUCCGCGGUGCCGCAAACUAGCUCUACGGGUAAUACUAGCACCAGUAGUGUGCAUAGCGAAAUUAAAAAGAAUCGUUCCGAAGGGAACGCGGAAAAUGCUAAAUUCGUUGUGUCCGAGUACUUGAAACAUUCAAGAGUUAACUCUAACACCGAAAAUACCCAACCACAAAAUGAGUUUCCUCGUGAGUCCAAUGCGAAAAAUCCAGGAAACACACCAUCCGAAAGUCAAAAUGACGAAGCUAAAGGAGAAGACAUAGGCGUGAAAAUGCCAGUCAUGGACCACGACCCCGUGGCGAGGAAGGUGGUGAUCGGGGCCGGCGGCGUCGCGUUCAAGGUGACCAAGGGCAAGGAGUUCGACAACAUGGGGUCGUACUCGCCGGGCCGGCUCAUGGAGGACGGGCGGCGCGUGUGCGACUUCUGCAACAAGUCGUUCACGAAGCCGUCGCAGCUGCGCCUGCACCUCAACAUCCACUACAUGGAGCGGCCCUUCCGCUGCGGCGCGUGCGCCGUGAGCUUCCGCACGCGCGGCCACCUGCAGAAGCACGAGCGCUCCGGCUCGCACCACAACAAGGUGUCCAUGACCACCACGUUCGGCGCCGCCACGUCGCUCAACCCGCGCCCCUUCCGCUGCUCCGACUGCAACAUCGCGUUCCGCAUCCACGGCCACCUCGCCAAGCACCUGCGCAGCAAGAUGCACGUUAUGCGGCUCGAGUGCCUCUUCAAGCUGCCGUUCGGCACGUUCACGGAGAUCGAGCGCGCGGGCGUGAGCCUCACGGACAUCGACACGACGGACUGCGCGAGCUCGCUGGCGAGCCUGCAGGUGCUGGCGCGCAAGCUGCACGACAUGGACCCCAGCCGCCUGGAGUACCGCUCGCCCCCCCCGGGCGCGCCGCCGCCGCCCGACGACAGCGACGACGGGGCCGCCAGCGACACGCCCUCCGACACCGCGCUCAGGACUACUCAAAACUGUGACAGUUUCGACAAGGAGACGAGAGUUAUUUAUAGUGCCACAGAUAAUUAGUGCCAAAAUUAUAUUAAGUAGAAUAUUUAAUGUGCAAUUUUUUUUGUUUCGUUACGUGAUUUGUGAAUUCAUACUGGGUCGGACCUGGCUAUGUGUGAAAACAAAUUAAUGCGCUAUGCGCGAAUAAGAUUUAUAUUUGAAAAUAAUUAUGAAAGAUCUUGUAUAUAACUUUAAAGUUUCGACUCAAGAUUCAAUGUUGUUAAAUUGCUUCCAAUGUAAGGCUUAUGUAUGGUAUUAGUUAAAACUAUUUGUAACUUUAAAACAUGUAAGUGUACAAAAGAUAUGUAUGAACAUAAUGGAACAAGUAGUAUGGGAAUUACUAUUCAAACGAGUAAUAUCAUUAAAUUACAGUACAGUUAUUGUGCGGUCCAUGUUUAGACCAAAAGAAAAUUUAAUAUCACUCUUGACAUAUUACAAUUUAACAUAAUCAAGAAAUAUUGUCUUGAAAUGUAUUGUAAUUACCUUUUGUAUAUAUUUUUAUACAGUAUAAUUAUACUACUACUCCUACAUUUACAAUAAGUAUACUUCCAAUGUUCUUUAUCUCGAAAAACAUUAUUGGCAUAUCAACUUCCAUAGACGAAACUUAGAAUUAUUACAACCCCUUAAGUCUUCCAUAUCAAAAAUAGUUCUUGUGCUAGCUAUUUUAUCUUGUUUAAGAAUAUGUACUUGUAACUGAAGGGGUGAAUAUUUGAUAAGUAUUAAAAUUAAUGUUAUGUAUCAACAUUCUAUUUUAGUCCCAUUGUAUUAAGAAUUAAGAAGAUAUUUUUGUAAAAUUAUCUUUUUUACAUGAUAGGUGGUGAGGUUGAUUUAAAUAACAUUAGUAUCCAGAAAGGUAGCAUUCACUCUUGCAUAACAUACCUGUAUCAGUGUAAAGUUUGUGAAGAUGUGUAAUUAAUUAAUAUUAUGGGUAUCUAUGUAUAAUAUGCUUACUUUUUUGUUGAUUGCUAUACUUUAAUCAUGUUUAUAAUAAAUAGGUGUUGUUAUUGUUAAAAUUUAAUGUAUAAAUGAAACAAGCUUGUCAAAUAUUCGCCCACUUAUUGUUUAUUAUACAUUUUAUGGAUGGAUAUUUUAUAAGUAAGAUUAUUAAAACGAAUAUAAAUCCAUA